AUGUCGAACCAGGACGCUCAGGUAUUUAAUUGGCACUACGACACAGAGCUGGACGACCAGAACCUUGGAAUCCGAGGCCGCAAACUCUUCUUCAUCAUCGUUCUCUUCUCCAUUAUCCUCAUCUUCUUCGCUCUCUUCCUCUGCGCUCGCUGGAUCUGCCGCUACCACGGCCUUCUCCCAACCACGUUCGGCUCAAUCCAACCGCACCACGCGCCGCCACAUCUGCCACCGCAGGGGCUCGACGCCGAGACGAUAAAGAAACUGCCGAUUAUCUUGCACCAUACGGCGGCGUCGGGUCCGAAUCGCGCAUUGGAGGAAACGGAGUGUUGCAUCUGCUUGAGCGCGUUCAGUGAUGGCGAGAAGUUGAAGGUUUUGCCUGGAUGUGAACAUUGCUUCCAUUGCGAGUGCGUUGAUAAGUGGCUAGCGAAUCACUCGAGUUGUCCUCUUUGCAGAGCUUCUCUCAAGUUUGAUUCUUCGUUUCCUGAGAUUUUGAUCCAAGAACCACCCAUUAGAAUUAAUCUUCAAUUCUGA
This is a messenger RNA of Gastrolobium bilobum, 531 nucleotides long. Its product is annotated as RING-H2 finger protein ATL66-like. Bases 1 to 531 code for a protein of 176 amino acids. The transcript has a single exon. The record is from RefSeq and is a predicted model, not a curated record. NCBI's taxonomy places the organism in Eukaryota, Viridiplantae, Streptophyta, Magnoliopsida, Fabales, Fabaceae.